ACUCCUUUCUAAGCAUUCUACACUCACAAUUUCUUGAAAUGGGGGUUUUCAUUGUUGCUGCUAUCUUCUUCAUGCAAAUCUAUAUCACCGGAGCCAAGGUUCCGGCGGUGAUUGUGUUCGGAGAUUCCUCUGUAGAUGCCGGAAACAACAAUCAACUUCAAACGGUUUUGAAGAGCAAUUUCCGGCCUUACGGACGUGAUUUCUUCGGCGGAAAGGCUACCGGAAGAUUUUCCAAUGGACGUGUUCCGCCUGAUUUUAUAUCGGAGUCGUAUGGUCUGCGGCCGUAUGUGCCGGCGUACUUGGAUCCGGCGUAUAACAUAUCGGAUUUUGCUACCGGAGUUUGUUUUGCUUCUGCUGGCACAGGUUACGACAAUGCUACUUCCGAUGUGCUUUCAGUGAUACCUCUGUGGAGGGAGGUAGAGUACUACAAGGACUACCAAUCAAAACUUCGAGCUCAUUUAGGCGUCGAAAAAGCCAACACUGUUAUAUCCGAAGCAGUGUACCUUAUAAGCAUGGGUACAAACGACUUUCUUGAGAACUACUACUCGCUUCCCAACCGAAAAUCACAAUACAACGUUACUCAAUAUCAAAAUUUCCUUGCCAACAUUGCCGAGUGGCUAAUAAAAGACCUUUAUGCCCUCGGUGCUAGAAAAAUUUCCUUGGGAGGCCUUCCUCCCAUGGGUUGUUUGCCAUUAGAGCGAACAACCAGCUUUUUUGCAGGAAAUGGAGAUACAUGUAAGGAUGAGUAUAACAAGGUGGCGUUGGUGUUUAAUGAGAAGUUGAAUGGGUUGGUGGAGAGGUUGAAUGAUGAGCUUUCUGGGGCUAAAAUCGUCUUUUCCAAUCCGUAUGCUAUUUUUCAGCAAAUUGUCCGAAAACCAUCCACUUUUGGAUUUGAGACAGCAGCUGUGGCAUGUUGUGCGACAGGAUUCUUUGAGAUGGGAUAUAUGUGUGAUCAAUACAAUCCGUUUACGUGUUCGGAUGCAAGCAAAUUUGUAUUUUGGGAUUCUUUUCAUCCAACUGAAAAAACCAAUCGUAUUAUCUCCCAACAUUUGUUUAAAACUGUUCUUUCUAAAUUCUCUUCGUAACUUUUGGUGAUAUAUAAAUAAAAAACCAGAAAGGAAGAUAUGAAUUUGGAAUUUGUGUGGUAUGUUCUAUUAUUUAUACUUGUUGUAUUUCGAAUCAGAGGUUACGUAUGAUGUAUAAAGAGGUUUUAUGUUGUUGA
Lactuca sativa (garden lettuce) is the source of this 1222-nucleotide messenger RNA. Its product is annotated as GDSL-like Lipase/Acylhydrolase superfamily protein. Gene Ontology annotation, molecular function: hydrolase activity, acting on ester bonds. The record is from RefSeq and is a predicted model, not a curated record. Lineage: Eukaryota; Viridiplantae; Streptophyta; Magnoliopsida; Asterales; Asteraceae.